Molecule: messenger RNA, 360 nt
Organism: Gongylonema pulchrum
Lineage: Eukaryota; Metazoa; Nematoda; Chromadorea; Rhabditida; Gongylonematidae
Source: the annotation of a GenBank genome assembly
AUGUCUACACUGCUUAAAAAUGAAGUUGUAAAGGGCGAUGCGCUGGGAGUCUCACGCAUCGCUGGAAUUCAGGCCGCCAAACUAACAUCAGUACUAAUCCCUUUAUGCCAUAACAUCCCACUGAGCGCGGUGCACAUCGAAAUAAGGUUAUUUGAAGAUAGGAACGAGGUGCGGAUCCGUUCGCUUGUACGCACCGAAUCGAAAACUGGCGUUGAAAUGGAAGCUUUAACGGCAGUAUCGGUGGCAGCUCUUGCGCUCUACGAUAUGUGCAAGUCAAUAACACAUGAAAUGACCAUCACUGGUAUUCGUCUUUUGGGGAAAGCAGGCGGAAAGAGUACAUUUGGAGAGCUGGUGCUCUGA